This is a messenger RNA of Suillus fuscotomentosus, 906 nucleotides long. RefSeq lists its product as uncharacterized. NCBI's taxonomy places the organism in Eukaryota, Fungi, Basidiomycota, Agaricomycetes, Boletales, Suillaceae. The record is from RefSeq and is a predicted model, not a curated record. The transcript has 6 exons. Bases 1 to 906 code for a protein of 301 amino acids.
AUGUCUCGUUUAUCGGAUUACCGGCGUUUGAGGACGGGGUUUGGACCGGCGAUCAGUACGGCGAUCAUCUAUUGCAAACCAGACGCUUACCAAUUUAAACUCCGCGUGAAGGAAAAACCUACUUUGCUUCAAGUACAACCUAAUUUAACACUGGCCACGGGCAUAAAGCAGACGGGUGAGUGCUUAGCUUUGAUUCGAGUCGCGCCCCUUUCUCCACUUUCUUGGGGCUGUUUCCUUGGCACUCGUCAGGCGCUGGUUAGGCCACGCGUCAGCCGAUUCCUGCGAGGUGCUGCCCCUGCAAAGAAGGUAAAUCUCGAAGGCGCUGCUGACCCCUCAAGUAAGGCCCUGCCCUCGGGGUCCAAGGUUGCGGACCCUCCGCGUGAGCUUACCAAGUCCCAGGCUAAGGUGAGGGGGUCAUCGGGACUCCUGCUGACCACGGCACUACGACCUCAAAGCUCGACCAAGGCUACCUCGCACCACUUAGUCGUUCUCAAGGUUGGGGCUGAAGUAGGCGACGUAAAGCUUGCCUCUGCACGUUUGGGAGAAGGCGCUGGCCUUACGGUUGCUGCAAGGGAACUCAUAAAGCAGGUUGCGAAAGGCGUUCCAAGAGCGAUGAUGUACGGCUCGAGGCAGGACGGUUACACGUACGAUGGAUGCAAAGUCAUUCUUGCCAAUGCUGAUCAGCACGUCGGCCAGAGCGUCAAGACCCGGCCUACAGCAGCCGACCUUGGGCGUGACCUGUCAACCUUGAAGAAUCAGCUGCGGAUACCUGCAUACUCCCCCGUGGAGGUGGUCCCACUUUCCGUCGAGCUCUGGCCCGCCCUUACCCAUCCAGAAACCCCUGAGCGCGCCAAAGUCGUCCUCAACAAGGCGCACGAGGCCGUUCCUAAGUCGCACGAGAUCUAA